CUGUGCUCUGCGCGCAACAGCAACGCCGCGCCGCGGCCCCGAUCAGGAAGUGAAUUUGAAGAAAAUAAGCGACUGUGGAGGUAGAAUGACAUAGAGGGGGAGAGGUGGGAGAGAAGCAAGCGGAGAAAGAAGAGACUAACGGAGGGAGGGAUCGACCCUGUUUCUGGACCUGUAUUGAGCUGCUUCCCUCUGGGAUAUACUGCACCGCCAAAAAAUGCUCAUAAAGGAAUUUCGAGUGAUUCUUCCUAUCUCUGUGGAGGAGUACCAGGUUGGCCAGCUGUACUCUGUGGCCGAGGCCAGUAAGAAUGAGACGGGUGGAGGAGAAGGAGUGGAGGUGCUAAAAAAUGAGCCCUACGAGAAAGAGGGAGAGAAGGGACAGUACACACACAAAAUUUACCAUUUGCAGAGUAAAGUGCCGUCAUUCGUCAGAAUGUUGGCUCCAGCUUCAGCUCUCAACAUCCAUGAGAAAGCCUGGAACGCAUACCCAUACUGUCGCACAGUUAUCACUAACGAGUAUAUGAAAGAUAACUUCCUGAUCAAGAUUGAGACAUGGCACAAACCUGACAUGGGACACCAAGAAAAUGUACACGGCUUGGAUGCAGAAACCUGGAAAAAGGUGGACGUAGUCUAUAUUGAUAUUGCGGACAGAGGCCAAGUGGAGCCAAAGGACUAUAAGCCAGAAGAGGACCCUUGCAGGUUCAAGUCAGUGAAGACAGGACGAGGGCCUCUAGGACCAGACUGGAAGAAGGACCUUCCUAACAGGACAGACUGCCCACACAUGUGUGCCUACAAACUGGUUACUGUCAAAUUCAAGUGGUGGGGCCUGCAAAAUAAAGUGGAGAACUUCAUUCAAAAGCAAGAGAAGCGUUUGUUCACUAAUUUCCACCGUCAGCUGUUCUGCUGGAUCGACAAGUGGAUCGAAUUGAACAUGGACGACAUUCGUCGCAUGGAGGAGGAAACGCGCAAGGAGCUAGAUGAGAUGAGAGUGAAGGACCCAGUGAAAGGGAUGGUGGCUAUAGAGGACUGAGGUUGUAUCAGACCGUGAAUGCUGCUGCUCAUCAGACCAGAAUACCCAGACACCAGCGGAUUCACAUCCUCCUUCUGUUCCAACUGAUACAACACCUGACCGGCCGGUCCAAACUCGUCCUCCCUCGUUACAAUCUGGUUUUCAGGGACCUGGACCCAGUAAACUCCCAGUUUUUCAGCUGAUCUCCUCUACCCCACUCCACCUUCCCCUUGAGUCCCAGCCAUCUCUAUUUGUUUUUCCAUCCAGUGUCCCCAUCUUAUUAACUGCUCUGAGGCCUCCAGUAGCAACACUAUAGAUCUUGUCAGUCAGUCCUCUCUUUCUCUCUCUCAGUCUCUAAGCUGUUCUAAACUACAGAGAAUAGUGUCAUUUAUCUCUGCAAUUUAGGAUUUAUUUCUAUUUAAGAUAUCCCAAUAUGUAUAUACAAUAUACAGUAUAUCGGGGAGCUGAAUAAUUGUAUUGAAAUAUAUAUAUAUAAAUAUAAAUAUAUAUAAACAGGGUUUUUAAAUGAUUUUGUCCGUACGUUUGUCUGUGGAUGUUUAUUUUUCCAGACCAAGCUGUAUCUGCCCGGUGUUACGUUUUAAUCCUGUGAUUUUUUUUUCUUCUUUUCUUUACAAUUUUCUGUCUCUUUUUUCUUUUUUUGGAUUUGUCAUAGUACCUCCUUCUCUCCAUUUGUGUCAUGCUUCGUGCAGUUUUUCCUUUUGUUGUUCAGAUCAAUUUGCAAAUCUACAAACCACAGCUACAAGGUUGCGAUUGUGCUAAGAGUGUUACGUUGUCUUUGUUAUUCUCCUGACCUGCCAGAUAGGAUUUUUUCCCAGUAUCUCCCUUAAUAUGUUGAGGCAUUCAUUGGCUUUUCUGCUGCUUUGUGAGUUUGUGUGUGUGCACUUCUGUUUGUGUGUGUUUGUGUGUGUGUGUGUGUGUGUGUGUGUGUGUGUGUGUGUGUGUGUGUGUGUGUGAGUGUGUGUGUGUGUUUCUGUAGCGUCUAUAGGUAAUCAAGGUUUCCAGCCAUAUUUUUACAUUUUUCCAUCACCAGAACAUUUCUAGCUCCUCAGUUUCAUCAGGCUGUUCAAACAGACUGCUUCAAAGUGCAGUAAUUGAAGAAGAUCACCUCUGAAUACAAAUAUACAGUGAUGCGCACACACACACAUACAUACACAGAGGGAGUGAUAGUCUACAAAGAUAGAAGAUAAACUGUAUAACUCUACAAUGGAAAAUGCACAGUAGACAACUAGAACAGCCAUAAACAAGUGUAGAACUGUCUCUUUUUUCUUUAUGUGACUGACGGUCUUUUUGUCUGUAGGCUUCACAUCCUUUGAAAGUAAAACUUAACGCGAUCUGCAUCAACUUUUGCCCCGUCACCCAUUCUGUCAUUCCUCCAGUGGAUAAAUGGUAUUAUCCAGCAAUAGCAAUAACUACCAUGACACGUUGGUCUUUCCUUUAUCAUCGCAAAUCUAUCUUACUCUAUAGUUUAUUCCUGUCGUGACAACAGUUUUAGUGAAGCAGAGUUCAAGCUGAAAGUCAAGGAUGUUUAAGUUGUUGGUUAAUUAUUUAUUAAAUGCUGGUUUUAUUGUGUCUGUCUUUCGAUGAGGCGGGUUGUCUCCCGCUGGAAUCUGAAGACUGUUAUUUGUGACAGUGUGGUUUUUCAGUAUAUGCAUGAGUGUACAUGAGUGAUGUACAGUGGCUUGUCUUUGAAGAGAUCUGAUGCUGGCUGGAUAAAGAAUGGAGCAUGUAAUGGAGCUAGAGGAGUGAUAACAACAGGCACUAUCCCUCUUCCAAUUGUUGAUGUUUGGCCUCCUUUGUCACCUUUGUUUUCCUCUUUUCCAUCCUUUGUAUACUUCACAUCCUCCAUAUAUUUUAACAGUGUGGAAACUUAGAUGAGAAAGCAACAGAAACCAUCAAAUAGCCAUUGCUAUAAUGCUGAGACAGGUCACUCACAGUUAAUACUUUUGGAUUAUGAAAAAGAGUCUCACGACCAAAAAACUGCCAUCAGAAUUUUGCAUUAAUGACUUAAUAUUAAAGGGGAUUAUUUUCAAAUCUCCAGUAAAUUUAAGAUAUUUACUUUUAAUUUGAAAAAAAAAAAAAACAAUAUAUGAAUAUAACAAUAUACACAAAUUCUAUUAUUACAAAAGGCAUAAUUAAACACAUUUGUGUGGAAUCUGAUUCGAUGUUAAACGGUAUGAAAAUCAGUUCCACUGAAGGGCUUUCUAUUGGCAAGAACUUUAUAAAAACGUAUCAAAUCUGGUUUUUAAUAAAAAGUCUGUACUGGUCCAAUGUUUAUAUAAUUUUAUUUCCUUGUUUUUAGUAUUUUCUUUAACUUUUUAGUGAUCUGAAUGUAGCCGCAAAUGCUGCUUCUCUACAACAAUACUUUUUUAUAAAUUUUAGGACAGCUCUUGGGAAGAAUCUGAAAGAAAUGCACUUACAGUACAGAAAUAGGAAAUUAGUUAAGUCAAAUAGGUGGCAUUAUAUCUUUGAUAUUAUAUAUUUAUUUAUUUAUUUGUCAUAGUGAACCACCUGAGCUGCUUACAGCAUUGAUUCUUUUUUAGGGAGCAGCAAUGACACAACACUAUCUCUUCAAGGGCCUCUUGAAUUACACACACUGUCAUCAACUUUCCAAAAUUCAUAUAUUUUCCCUCAGAUUUCUAGCAGUGACAUUCAGAUGUACCUGUAUUAAUCAGAAGAUCCACUUUACUGUGUCAAUUAAAUUUGCUCAGUCUUUAGCAAAACAACUCUAGUUGGCCCUUGCUGUCUGUUUGUUUCACAGUGAAACAUAAAAUUUAAUUGACAAAAUCAUUUGACAAAAUAAUAUUUGAGCAGUGUCCCUGUGCAGUCAUUAUCCCCUACAUGUACUGAAUGUGGUCUGUUUUGAGCUGAAGCACAGCAGCCAUUAAAUUCAAAUUCAAAUUUCUUUUAAAAAGGCAGUUUAAAACUGCUCUGGACCUUAAAAGCAAGUGUUCAAGCAUUAUAGUUCAGACUUGCUGUGGUGAAACUUACUUUCUAACUUAAAAAAUCUCUUUUUAUCCAGCCUUUUUAUUCAUCUUGUGACACACCCUUUCAUGUCUAAGUUUCUAAACCCAUCGUUUUGAGUCUCUUUCUGUUGCUUCCUCUUGAAAGAAAACACACUGGUCCCGGAUGUUUGACUCCUCCACCUCUCUCUGUGUCCAUCAAGCAUCUCAUUCACUGUCUGUGAUGGGGCUACCAACUGAAUCAUGGAGAUUUGUGGAUGUACUGUAUGUACUGACUUUGUAAAUAGCAAAUAAAUUAAUGUAGAUGAACACAUAUAUAUAGACCAGACUGUCCUGCCAAACCUACAGCACACCGUCUUGACACUUGAUCCUCUUAUUCCCAUCGCUAAAUCUUCAGCAUUACAUAGACCACAGUGACCAAGUUGCUCUCACAGAGUUAUUAAUGUGAGGAUAAGUAGAGUUGUAGUUGCUGAAAUGUAGCGCUGAUAAGACAUUUUGAGGAGUACUGUCAGCUGUAGACAUAAUUAAUGCAUUCUUUCAUAUUGUUAGAGAUGAUUUUGCUGCAGAUUUUAGCAAAGCAGCAGAGUGCUGAGUUGCUGUGUGGUUUGAAGUUGGAGAAAAAAAAAUUAAAAGCAAAGCAAAAACCCUGAUCACUACUUCCCGUCCUUGUCACGUUCUUCCCUCACAGGGACCACGUCUCAUUGGCAGGACAGUGUAUAAAUAUAUAUUUUUGUUCUGAAUGUUGUUGUACCUCUGUUGUCAGUCUCUGAACUACACUUGCCUCUCUCAUGGAAAAGGAACAUACAACGGCAGCUUGGGUCAGUUCAUUGAUCCGCGUUAUUAGCUGGUGGUGUCAGCCCUAAGUGGAGCCUCAGUGUGAGUUUAGAUUUUGUUCUCUCGUGGUUAGUGAUGGGGAUUAUUCCACAUUUAGGAGUAGCUUCGACCGGGUGCUGCAGGGUUGGAGUUUACAGCUACACAAAUAUAUAUUUAAAAAAAAAGGCUGUUUGAAAACAGAUACUGACAGUAAAUCAAUUUUAAGAGCCUGAAGAGACACCAUAUUAACCUGUGAGAGAACAUGGUUUAACAGAGACAAUCUCAUAGAUAUCUGUUGUUAGAUUCCUCAAUUUAUAAUCAGAGUAUGAAACCAAAUGAUUCCACAGUCCCAAACUGUUUUUAAAUUGUUAAAUCUCUCUCUCUUUCUCUCUCUCUCUCUCACUCCUGUUAACUUGUCUCCUGUUUUUUUUCUUUCUUUUAUUGUGAAUUUGUGCCUUUUUGUCAUCUUAUCUUCCAAUAACACUACUGUACAUUGGAGACGUAAAGAAAUGAAUAAAAAGAAGCAAAGCAACUGUA
Messenger RNA from Lates calcarifer (barramundi perch), 5337 nucleotides. RefSeq names its product phosphatidylinositol transfer protein, alpha b (gene pitpnab). The transcript is spliced from 12 exons. The coding region runs from base 215 to 1027 and encodes 270 amino acids. Gene Ontology annotation, biological process: phospholipid transport. NCBI's taxonomy places the organism in Eukaryota, Metazoa, Chordata, Actinopteri, Centropomidae. The record is from RefSeq and is a predicted model, not a curated record. Gene Ontology annotation, cellular component: cytoplasm. Gene Ontology annotation, molecular function: phosphatidylcholine intramembrane carrier activity; phosphatidylinositol binding; phosphatidylinositol transfer activity.